Talaromyces proteolyticus is the source of this 1645-nucleotide messenger RNA. Its product is annotated as Arb2 domain-containing protein. Gene Ontology annotation, cellular component: nucleus. Gene Ontology annotation, biological process: regulatory ncRNA-mediated heterochromatin formation. NCBI's taxonomy places the organism in Eukaryota, Fungi, Ascomycota, Eurotiomycetes, Eurotiales, Trichocomaceae. The record is from RefSeq and is a predicted model, not a curated record. Gene Ontology annotation, molecular function: siRNA binding. The transcript is spliced from 4 exons. Bases 213 to 1391 code for a protein of 392 amino acids.
AUAUCAUUUAUGACUGAGGUGAAAAAAGCAAGGCGGUGGAAUCAAAUCACCUGACCAAUGCUCUUCUCUUUGUCUCCGUUUGCUGCUUUCGUUGCCGGUGGUUUACCUAGCAGUCUGUUUGCUUUUGCUUCCGCUUCCUUUCACCUUACUAUCAUCUCUCACUUCAUCUUCUCAUCCACUACUUUCCUGGUUUAUUUAGGUAUCUAGACAAGAUGCUAAUCUACGGCGAGGAAGACCUCCCAAAAGACGCUGUCUUUCCCCCAGAUCUCGAUAAGCUUGGAUACUUCAUCAACGACCAGGAUCAAAUCCGGCAGCUAGCGAACCCGCAAGAGGAUUUCAAGUUCAAAAUCAACAAAAAUGAUAGAUGGAACGAGGUACAGCGCAAUGCAAUGAAUGAAUGCGUUCGUCGUAUUGUUCUUGAUCGUCUGCACGCUCUGUCUAUGGCUACUGUUCGUCUUCCUCCUGGAGCCCAACCUCAUGACAGACAUGUGCCAGUAUUAUGCUCUUCCAAUCUAAACCAUGCCAAGCGAAUCGUCGUGGUCUUUGGCGGUUCCAGCCAGGAUCUUGGUAUCUGGGCCUAUCGAUGUGUAGGGGCCUUGGGUAUUUACGUAGGGUCGAUGAUAGAUUUUGCCAAAUCUGUCUUGGAGGUUGAUAAACAAGGGGGUGAUUCCGACUCUUCGUCUUGUCUGGACACCGCACUAGUGAUUGCAAAUACCGGGCAGUUGGUGUUCCAUUGCGGUGCAGGAGCAGCGGUAUCAGAACGCACUUGGCAUGCUCUUCCACGGCAAUCGGCCGUUCAUCCGCCAUUGAAACAGAGCCAUCGAAACAUUAUCCCCCAUAAUGCUACCAGCUACGAGCAUGUCCAAUGCGUUUUUGAGGGAAUACUAGCCGCGAGAGGACAGAUGGUGGAUGCAGAUGCUAAGAUUGACGUUGUCGGGGUAGCAGAAGGUGCAGACGGUGUGAUCAAGUACUUGGCAAAGAACUGGGUUAAAUGGAACCAACACAUUUCCGCGAUGUGUUUCGCAGAGCCACACUACAGAAAACAUGAAUGGGGGACCGAGCACGCAGCUGACUCGCAUGCUGUACCUGCAAAGGAAUCCUUUGCCAGAUUCAUUUCUACGCGUUGUCGUGCGUACGUGCUCUCGGCACAGCCCGUGGAGUGGCCAGUUCCAGGUACUCUUGAAUAUGGCUGCAAUACCUAUUCGUCUGGUGAACCAAUGCACUCGGAAGCCACGAUUGUCUCGUGCUGGCGGAACAUGUUACAGUGGCUGGACAAACUCCAUGCCAGCCCAUCAUACGAGGAAGUCGAGCUAAUCAUCCAAGAGCAAGUGGAGGACGACGGCUGGGAGGAAUGGAUACAGGGCGAGGAUACGAUCGAGCUGGAGGAGUAAGGAAUUAUCAUUAUUAAUGCCUGACAAAUUGGAGAACAGAAGUGCUUCGCUUAAUAGUCUGCCUAGAUAGAUCCUCCAAUAGACGAUUCCACCAAAGCUCAAGCGUUGUUCACAUGUCUCUUUCCAUAAAAGAAGGACGGGACGAGCCUGACUGCCUGAGGCAGCGGCUCCGGAGCCGGCCGACGGCUGCAAAACACUGCAAACAGUGUACGUGCACGAAAAACUUUUUUAUGGGGCAGCUAGGAAUAUCGGGC